AUGCUUGCUUCAGAGACCGACAAGGAAGCCCGCGAGAUCAUCGAACUGGAGCUUAGCGAUGUGCAGGCCCAGAAGAAGCAGCUGGAGGAGGAGGCCCUAGGGAUGCUGCUGGAGCCGGAGCCCUAUGCGGACUGCGAUCGGGUGACCAUGACCUUCCUGCCUGGCGUGGGCGGCAGCGAGAGCGCACUGUUCGCCAAGGAUCUCAAGGAGAUGUACGAAUGCUACUUCGGGCACGUAGGCUUCAACUCCCGAGUGCUGCAGGAAUUAACUGACGCAAACGGGGGGUUCAAGAGCUGCUCGCUGCGGGUGAGUGGCGACUGCGCCUACGAAAACCUGAUCUGCGAGAGCGGGGCUCACAAGGUCAUCCGCGUGCCAGAGACCGAAACGAAGGGCCGACUGCAUUCCUCGGCGGCGAUAGUCAUCGUCCUGCCCGAAGUACCCAACAACUACGUGGUCAACGAGAAGGACAUAAAGUACGAAUUCAUGCGCAGCGGCGGGGCAGGCGGGCAGCACGUGAACAAGACGGAAAGCGCGUGCCGGGCCACCCACAUUCCUACUGGGCUGUCGGUGCAUAUCCAGGACGAGCGGCAGCAGGACCGCAACAAGAUCAAGGCCACCUCCAUUCUCAAGGAAAAGGUCUUUAGGCAGCACUACGAGGAGGUGAUGGCUGAGCGCAACCGCAACCGCAAGCUGCAACGGGGCACUGGUGACCGCUCCGACAAGAUCCGCACCUACAACUUCGCGGCGGACCGGAUUUCGGACCACCGGACGGGCGUGACUCUGCACGGGAUGGAGCGGAUGCUGGCAGGCGAGUACGUGGGCCAGCUGAUCGCAGCCUACCAGGAGAUGCAGCAGAAGGAGCGAAUGGAGCAGUUCUUAAGAUGA
Molecule: messenger RNA, 885 nt
Organism: Hippocampus zosterae (dwarf seahorse)
Lineage: Eukaryota; Metazoa; Chordata; Actinopteri; Syngnathiformes; Syngnathidae
Product: peptide chain release factor 1-like
Exons: 1
Coding region: 1-885 (294 amino acids)
Biological process (GO): translational termination
Molecular function (GO): translation release factor activity
Source: RefSeq, a predicted model, not a curated record